Molecule: messenger RNA, 2760 nt
Organism: Parus major (Great Tit)
Lineage: Eukaryota; Metazoa; Chordata; Aves; Passeriformes; Paridae
Gene: DNAAF2
Product: dynein axonemal assembly factor 2
Exons: 3
Coding region: 2-2506 (834 amino acids)
Biological process (GO): axonemal dynein complex assembly
Cellular component (GO): cytoplasm
Source: RefSeq, a predicted model, not a curated record
CAUGGCGGGCGCGGGGCGGCUUCAGGACCUGGACCUCAGCGCCGAGGAGGCCGAGCGGCUCCAGCGCGCUUUCCGCGACGAGCGGUUCCGCGAGCUGUUCGCAGAGUACGCGGCCGAGCUGACCGACCCCGAGCAGCGCCGGCUGUACGAGGAGGAAGUGGCGGCGCUGGAGCGGGAGCGCGGCGUUGAGGUGCGCUUCGUGCACCCCACGCCGGGCUUCGUGCUGCGGACGAGCCAGGAGGGCUCCCGCCGCUGCUACAUCAAUGUCUGCAGCAAUGCCCUGAUGGGGGAGCCGCGGGCCCGCGCCGAGCGCGGCGGGCAGCGCUGGGAGCUGCCCUACAGCCUGGCCCCGGGCCGCGAGGAGCUGCGCCCCGCCGGCCGCCGCCGCCUCCUGUACGACGUGGUGUUCCACCCUGCCGCGCUGCGCCUGGCCGCCCGCAGCGCCCGCUUCCGCCGCCUGCUCUGCGACACGGCGCUGGAGGCCGUGGAGAGCCGCUGCGGGGUGCGGCUGGACCGCAACAACGCCACCGUCCUGCGAGGAGUCUCCUACAAAGGCGUCCCACAGGCGCCCGUCAUCCGCUCCCCGCUGCCCGGCGGCGCCCCAAAGCCGCCCGACGACGGGGAGUCCCCGCUGCCGCCCUUCCCCUUCCCGCCCGCCGCCGCCCCAAAGCCGCCCGCCGCCGGAGGCUCCUCGCCCGCCGCGCCCCCGCCGCCCUCCGGCCCCACCACGCCGCGCUGGAGCAUCCGCCACCGCUCCUACGUGGACCUGCAGGACUACCGGCACAGCCGCGACUCUGCGCCCAGCCCGGUGCCGCGGGAGCUGGUGGUGACGGUGGAGCUGCCGCUGCUGCGCUCUGCCGAGCAGGCGGAGCUGGAGAUCCGCGGGCGGGAGCUGCGGCUGGACUCGCGGUGUCCCGCCUACCGCCUGUGGCUCCCCCUCCCGUACGACGUGGACGAGAGCGGCGGGCGGGCCACCUUCAACAGGGCCCAGCGGCAGCUGCAGGUCACGCUGCCCGUGGUGCCGCCACCGGGCCCGCGGGAGCGGCGGGAGGAGGCCGGGCCCGCUGCCGAGGAGCCGGCGGAGGCAGGGCCGGCAGAGGCGGGCGGCGGAGCGGCUCCUCCUCCGGAACUGGGCCCUGGCGGCGCGGCCCGGAGCACGUGUGGCGGCGGGGAGCCCGGUGAUCUACUCGCCGAACCCCCGGCUGAGGCACUUUGUGAUCCAUCUGCCCAGCCCCUCGCUGAACUGUCCGUAGAACCACUCUGUGACCCGCCCGCUGAUCCCGCCGAACCCCUCACUGAACCCCCCGUGGAUCCAACCUCUGAACCCUUUGCUGAUUCCCCCGCUGAACUCCCCGCUGAACCUGCCACUGAUCCAAGCUCUGAACCCCCUGCUGCUCCAACCACUGACCCCCCCUCUGAACCCUGCGCUGAUCCACCCGCAGAACCACCCAGCGAGCCCCCGGACCCGCCACCGCCCUGCUCCGGUGCCGCUUCCCCCAUGGGCAGCCCCGAGCCGGCCGUGCCCACGGGGGACACCCCUCCGCAGGCCUCCGAGGAGACGGCCAAGUGCCCUCCUUUCCGUGCCCGGCAGGACGAGGCGUCCCUCACCCUGCUGCUGCUGGUGCCCGGCAUCCAGCCCCAGAGCCUCCACGGCAAUGUGGGCACGCACCAUUACAGCCUCCGCUUCUGCAGCGACACCGCUGCCUUCGCCCUCUUCCUGCGCUUCCCUCCCGCAGCCGCGCUGCUGAGCCCCGAGAGCAGCGUCAGCCUCUCUGCCCACAACGCCGUGGUGCGGCUCGCCAAGGCCCCCUGCAGCACCGGCCUCUGGGACAAGUUCAGCUUCGGCCUCGACCCCUCCGCUCUGCAGGAAAGAUUGUUUGUCAGUGAGGAGAACGUUGAUGGAUUUCUAGGCACUGCUUUCUGCCCUUCCCCUUGCUCCCAAUCAGCACUGGAAAGGCAGCCAUUAAUUGAAGUGCUGGAUGUUACUGAGGACAGAAUUCAAAUCAGGGUGGAGCCACAGGAACUUGAUGGAGAAGGAACACUUGGCAGCUCGGGGGGAGCCCUUUCUGGAAGGACCGACAGCAACUACCCCGAAACAAAGGCAGAAACAGAGUGUCCUGCAGCCGAGGGAGGUGCUGCAGGGUCCAGCCCCGCUCCCACAGCUGGAACAAUAGGAAAAGCAGGCUGUGCUUCACACCAUUGUUUGCAGCAUGAACCUCCUGCCACCAGUUCAGCGAUUCCUGGCGGAUCUGGGAGAAAGGAGCCCGAUUUAGAAAGUGCUGCUGCAGCAGGACACACAGCCCCGGCCCCAGGCUCUGGAAAACAAGGAGAAGUGUCAGGGGAUGAGGAUGAGGAUGAGGAGGCAGCCCCAGGGCUGGGCAGCAGGGCAGGAUCCCCCGUGCUGCGGGAGGUGAACCCCGAGGACGGGAGCGUGCGGAUAAUCCGCGAUCACCGCACGUGCUGCCCCGUUCCCUUCCACAACUCUUUGCUCUACGAGCUGGAUUAGUUUCAUUGAUUUAAGGAUUUCCUUCUGUUGUUUGAUGCUUGCUCUGACUUCCAUGUGAUGAUUCCAGAGCCCAUGGGUUCCCACUGAAACCGGUGCAACACCAAAACCUUCCUUAACUUAAAAUUGUUAAUAAUUUUCUAAUCACAUCUUUGGCAAUAAUUUUACUUACAAGAAAAGUUUGCAGUUGGAGGUGACUCUGAGCUCCUGGAAAAAAAUGUAUCUUUAUUGUUUACAUAAAUUUUUUUAUUCUCUUU